This is a messenger RNA of Trypanosoma conorhini, 2517 nucleotides long. RefSeq lists its product as uncharacterized. The record is from RefSeq and is a predicted model, not a curated record. The transcript has a single exon. Bases 1 to 2517 code for a protein of 838 amino acids. NCBI's taxonomy places the organism in Eukaryota, Euglenozoa, Kinetoplastea, Trypanosomatida, Trypanosomatidae.
AUGUUCUCCUCCGAGUUCGACGACAACCCCUUCGCGGAAGAGAUCGAAGGCGAGGCACCGGUGGGUGAAGGCCGCGGAGGCGGUGCCGGCGCAGGGAAGCGCGAGCGCGACGUGGAGGACCUCGCGGAGGGUGAACCGCGGCGCAAGUUGGCUCGCCGGGACGCCGCUGCCGGCGCGGGCACGGCGCCCGAGGCGGAGUUUGCCGCGCCGUACAUUGGGUACUCGCUGGAGGACGACGAGGCGGACGGAGAGAACGACGACACGGACGAGACGUACCUCUCGUUCCUCUGCCGCGUGGCGGAGACGGAGGCGGCGCUACGACAGUCCGCGCGCGUGCACCACUUUAGGAUGUCGCUGGCGGAGCACGAAAAGGGGGCCCUGCGCGCAAGCAUUGCCUCCCUGCAAAGCUCGUUGAUGGGGGCUCGCGAGAGGCGCCAAAAGGCCUCGCAGGGCGCAACGGAGGCUGGCGCCGCCGAAAAAGACGCGGAGGCGCAAGGGCAGGCGAGCCCCUCAGACCUUGUCGCGUUGCUAAACGUCUGUGCCUGCGCCUCAAGGGCGAAGCGGCUCACCACCCACCUCCAUUUACUGCAGCGACUAGAAAAAUACCGAGACCACCGCGGCAAAGAGGGCCGCGCCACAUCUGUGGAAUCCGACAGUUGGAUGCCAAAGUCGUCGCGCGCUGAACUCGAGGCGUCGUCGCGUCAACCCUGCCAUGCGGAGAUGCAACGGUUUGAAGACAUACGUCGUGCACUGGAAAAGGUGCAGGAUCACCUUGACGGCCCCAUAGCUCCUGUUGUGAUGGGGCUGCAGCAUGAACUACAACGCCUGUGCACAAGGAGCGACGCUCUGCAUGAGGCAAAGACUUCUCUUCUGUCUCAUCUCAGGGCAACAAUGCUGCGGUGGAACGAGCAUGCUUUGUGGGGAACCGAGCGUGCACUGCUCGUCGCCGAUGAACAGAUGCGGAGUCAUUUGUCCGCGUCGUCUCCCUCAGUGUCAGAGCAGCAACUUAUCCGUCAGCAGCAGCAACUACAGAAGCGACUUCACCGCACAGAAGUGGCCCUUGCGACGCUGCUAGCCGCUGCCACCGGCACACAAUUGAAAUCAGUAACGCCUGCCGUCCUACAGGCCACGCUUCGUCGCCAACAGGAGUUAGAAAAUCUGCGGGAUCGGUUGAACCGUGAGAUUUUGUACCUGCGGAAGUCGCUGAGAGACAAGUUGGCCACAACGCCUCUCCUUGUGUGCGAUCCGGGCAUCGCUUCACACGCAAAGUCGGCCAUGGAGGAUGGGAAAACGAUCCUGCUGCAGCACUGUUGUGUUGCCAUUGCCCAACGCUUGGCCGAGGUGACCCACCAAAUCAUCUCGGAAGUAGUGAAAGGCUCUACGGCGUGCGCAGCUUCCGCAGAGCAGGACGAACGUCAUUUGUUGUAUCAAGCAAAGUCAGGAACACUGCAUGCCUCUAUUGUGGCCUUUCUGGCAGAGAACGCUCGGCUGCAGCAGGAGAUUAAAGAUGCGGCGUUAAUAAAACUUGUGGCGGCCCCUGGCAGUACGGCCGUCAUGCUUCUCGCAGAACGGCUUCAAAGUAUGCUGCAUUGCAAGCGACCUGUGGAACAAGAGGAUGAGACCAAUAGCAAUGGGAAGAAACUUGACAAUGAAGGACAGAGGGAAUGCGUGGAGGAGCAGGAGGUUCUUGUUAAUAUUUUCACGGAGAGCACCGCGGGCCUUCUGAAGGUGGUGAAUGCGCAGCUGCAGAGUGUCAACACUCUUUUCAAGGGUGAAGAACAUCUUUUUAGGGAAGCGGCAUUUCUGCUGCGAAUGACUGUUGCAGCCGAUCGUCUCCUGCUUGGAAAUGUGGGCGUGCCCCUCUCUGCCAGCUUCACUGAUGAUCUUGCAAAGGAAAUGGACGAGGCCCAUCUCUGUUUUAAGCCGCCGCAGAACAGUCUGCAGCAGUUGCCUUUACUGGCCACUAUUCGUGAGAAGUUCCAGGCCCUUUCAAGCCGACAUGCCGCGCAUCUCUUGGCGCAGUACAGCGAGGCAGAGAAGACCCGGAAGGAGCUGCAGGAAGACCUGGAGUGGUGCAGGAAGCAGUGUCCAAACAGUGCGGCAACGAGUAUUCGCGAAGCCCAGAAGGAGCUGCAGAGCCUGCAAACCGCCUUAGCAGCGGCUGCGGCCCGUGAGAAGGAAGUGGCGUCACUUGAAGUGGAGCUGGUGAAGAGCCGGGAGCAACUUGCUCAGCUCCGCCAUGAGAGGCUGGCCGUCGAAAAGGAGCUCUCCAUGGCGGAGGAGCAGUGGCGACGGGCCCAGGAGGUGGAGGCGGAGGCGACGCUCCAUUCUGUGCCACCGUCGCCAGAAGCCGCGGAGGGCGGGGACGGCAUCAAUGACAUUGAGGGCGUUAACGAUGAAGAGGGGAAUGAGGCGGGUGACGUUGUACGCAACACGGAGUGCCCCGCAGAGGGGGAAGAGGUGAACGUGCAGCACGGAGGCAGCGAUGCGGGAACGGCAACAGGAGAAAUAGGAUGA